Molecule: messenger RNA, 465 nt
Organism: Adineta ricciae
Lineage: Eukaryota; Metazoa; Rotifera; Eurotatoria; Adinetida; Adinetidae
Source: the annotation of a GenBank genome assembly
AUGUUGAAUUCAAGCUGUCAAAAGAGAAAAUCCCGUUCCUUAGAAUGUAUUUCUCGUAAUUCAUUAUUGAAAAAUGCAAAAUAUCAUCAAUCAUACCAUCUUUCAUUAAUGAAUUUCGAACAGCAAUGUCAUUUUAAUGAUGUUUUGGAAAAUCGAACUAAUGAACAACAAAAACAUGACAGUCACGCUGGUAAUGAGCAAAAACAACAACAAAUUUGUCCACGUCGUCGAUCAAUCAUCAAAACAUCUGAUAUAUCGCGAAGUAUAUCGAAAAAAUCAGUGACCUUUGCAUCACUUACAUCGGUAUUUGAUUUACCAGAAAAUGAAUACGAAAUAGAUCAUUCACCGUGUCACCACAAAACCAUCAUCGGAAAAGAUUUCGUUAUUAUCAUUCGAAAUCGACACCAUAUCAAUGACGAUGCAGUUACGGUUAGUAACGAUUUUCAUCAACGAACUAAUUCUUGA